AUGGGGCUCUGUGUGUCCAUCUUAUCUUUGACCUAUUGUUUUUUUUUGUUUUUUUUUGUCAACAUGGACACUCCAAACCUCCCCGUGGCCAGGUUUGAUGUGGAUGUCGACCUCGGUUUUGCCCUCUUCUUCUUCUUCCUGCUCUGCUUCUUCCUGUUGGUGACCAUAGUCCGCUGUGCUCAGAUGGUGCUAGACCCUUACAGCUCAAUCUCUGUCAGUAUAUACCAGGAGGAGCAAUCAGAAGAAUGA
Messenger RNA from Micropterus dolomieu (smallmouth bass), 249 nucleotides. RefSeq names its product cortexin domain-containing 1-like. The record is from RefSeq and is a predicted model, not a curated record. NCBI's taxonomy places the organism in Eukaryota, Metazoa, Chordata, Actinopteri, Centrarchiformes, Centrarchidae. The coding region runs from base 1 to 249 and encodes 82 amino acids. The transcript is spliced from 2 exons.